Messenger RNA from Macrosteles quadrilineatus (aster leafhopper), 1715 nucleotides. RefSeq lists its product as uncharacterized. The transcript is spliced from 6 exons. NCBI's taxonomy places the organism in Eukaryota, Metazoa, Arthropoda, Insecta, Hemiptera, Cicadellidae. The record is from RefSeq and is a predicted model, not a curated record. Bases 284 to 1294 code for a protein of 336 amino acids.
GCAGUAGCAGCUAGUCUGGCUCUGGCUAGUUGAACUGUUAACUGUUCAGUGUUCAACUUCAAACUUCAACUGACUGUUCCCUUGGCAAUCGCAGUUCGCACUGUACUUCACCUUUCACCUCCACCCUAGCACUAAAAAACACAAACAAACACACCUUAACAACACAGAGCGCACCUAACCUAUUGGCGAAGGGUACAUGAAAAAGGUUUUCGUUUUCAGUCAUAAGUUCCUUUUUCAUAGGCCUAGCCUUCUUGUCUUUAUUUUACAAACUUGUUGAAUUAAGAUGAACAAAGCAUCAAAAGCAUUGAGAAGGAGCAGUGUACGUCUGAAAUCAUUAAGUUGUGGCCACAGUGAAUUAAACUUGAUUGUGUCAGAUUUAAAAGAAUUCCGAUCAGCUGCAAAGCACUUUACUGAUGCUCAAGAAACUGUUUGGAAAGAUUUAUUUAAAUGGGCAAGUAGAGAAAGGAAUGAGGCGAUCAGAGAAUCUUUUUCAUAUCUUUUUGAACUAAAUCAACUAUGGACUGAAAUACAGUGUGAUUUUGUGGAACAAUUAAAUAAGUUUAAACACUCGUUUGAAAUGAUCUUGGAAGGUGAAGUGGGCGUGGACAAGUUAAGAGAGCAUCUUGGAGCAUGUGAAACUAGAGAGAACAAACUAAAGAAAAACUUAGUUAAAGCCACAAAAAAAGACAAUGCAAAUGAAGUGAGGCAAAUAGAAGAAAAGAUUGUUGAUAAUCGAUCAUCAAUAAAGGCAACCCAGCUGGAGAUUACAGAAAGAACUCACGAGAAUGAAGCAGUAAAAUUAAUAAGGCUGAAAGAGAGUUUGUUGAAACUAACUGCAGCUUAUAUGGAGCAAGCUCACAAGUCGAUCAUGAUUUUUGAUGGUCAGAAGAAUGUGGUAACUGAUAUACCAGAGAUGGAUAGCUCCAGAAACAUGCAUAGCGUUCGAUAUAGAGGUGGUGAAGCAGCCAAGGUUACUGUGGCAAGGGUAAAAGAAUCGGUUAAUCUGUACAAACAGUCUUCCCAACAUCAUCCUCAAGCUCCCCCAACCUGCCCCCCUCCUUAUACAUCUCCUCCUCCAUUGUACCCUUCCACCACUUCCCCUCCUUCUUACCCUACUGCUGCCUUCCCGUAUCCUCCCAGCUACCAGAACACUGUCGGAUUUAUGCCACACCACAAUGGAUGGACUUCAAGGUAUGCUUCCAGUUCAGGUUCAGGUCCAGCACGCUAUGAUCUACCACCAUCGGAGGAUUAUGAGCAGGAUCUCUCUGGGGCUGUUGGGGGAGCCAGGAUAUAGCAGGGUUCCACCCACAUCCAACAAACUUCCAUGACACAACUAAUCUUUCAAUAGAAUUAAGAAAACUUAUCAGCUCAAUUAAACUGCACUAGCUAAUAACAUAAACAUACACAUGCUGCAUGAAUUUGAAAUUUGUUUUCUCUUGUGUAUUUAUCAAUGGUACUUGCAGUGCAAGCUUUUACACUGAUUUGUUGUCUGUAGCUUUAACUGUUAUAUGUAGUCUUUCUUGUAUUGUACAAUCUAGCAUAUAUUUUUUAACAAUUUAAUGUAAUUUAUUUUAUUAAUCUUUUAACUUUUUUACUUUGACCAAUCAGUCUAUGAUAAUAGUAUUUUUUAUAAAAAUAUGACUGCAGGAUUUGCCUUAUCAAAUCAAAUCUUUCAUAUACUUUUUAACAUAUGAUGUAUUUUAAAAUUAUUAUUU